Messenger RNA from Zophobas morio, 2503 nucleotides. RefSeq names its product stathmin (gene Stai). Gene Ontology annotation, molecular function: tubulin binding. Gene Ontology annotation, cellular component: neuron projection; cytoplasm. The transcript has 9 exons. Bases 138 to 1313 code for a protein of 391 amino acids. Gene Ontology annotation, biological process: microtubule depolymerization; regulation of microtubule polymerization or depolymerization; neuron projection development. The record is from RefSeq and is a predicted model, not a curated record. Lineage: Eukaryota; Metazoa; Arthropoda; Insecta; Coleoptera; Tenebrionidae.
UUCACAGUGCGUCGAUCCCCCGUUUCGCGAGCACCGGAACCUCUUCAUCACGACCUUCGGCGACGUCGACGUCGUCGUCCGCCGGUUUAGUGCUGCACGUUGACUCUGUGAAGAAGGGAUAAGAAGAAGCCGCCAAGAUGCUCAUCGGACUAGUCAGGGAGUCGGUGAUGCAGUGCUUCUGCCAUACGUGCCGGGCCCCGAUUCCUGCGGCCGUACAUAGAAGACAAUUGCCAAUUACAAAAGUAAAAACGAAACCAAGGACUAACCAGCCGAAGCGAGUUCAGUUCGUCACAACCGAAGUUCGUUGUCAGGAAAAGACCCGGGGCGGACUACGUUACGAGGUCAUUCUGAGCGAGCCGGAAGUCAAGGCCACCCCACCGAAAAAGGCAGCUUCCCCAAAGAACAGCAUGUCCGUUCAGGACAUCGAGGAUAAGCUAAAGGCGGCAGAGGAACGUAGACAGCAAUUAGAAUCUAAUAAAAUCGCGGCGCUGGCAGCGAAAAUGCAGAAGAUAGAGGAAGCAUCCCGGAAGAAGGACGAACAAACUAGUCAAUUUAUUUCAGCCACACGAGAAGCUUUAGAACACAAAAUGGAGAAUCACACAGAGAAGCGCGAAGCUUACAUAACGGAUUUGAAGACUAAGCUUAAGGAUCACAUCGAAAACGUAGAAAAAACCAGAUUAUCAAUCGAACAGCAGACCGACGAGGUGCGAUCGGCAAUCGAGGAGAAGCUGAAGACGGCAUCGGUCCAACGUGACGAGAAUAUCAAGAAGAUGCUGGAACGUCUCAAGGAGCACGAGGAUCAAGUGCAAAAGGUCCGCGGAAGCAAUGCUCUUAAAUUCCAGCAGUUAGAAGCGGCGAUUCAGGAAAAAUUAGAACAGGCACAGUCGAGGCGCUCGCAGAUAGAGCAGGAGCAGAAAGAGAAAUUGCGUAAUUAUAACUCACGCCCCCUGGAAAUUAAACAAAGCGCCGUUUCGACGUUAGAAGUUCGCAAAACAGAAGUUUCGACUCAGCUGGAAACUAAAUUAACUAUUGCGGAACAAAAAAGGGAGCAGGAAAUUCAGCGCAAACUUGAGAUCGCCAAAAAACAUAAUGAGCACUUAAUGGAAGUUAAACAAACAAUCGAAUCGACCGAAGAAAGCCGCAAGAGCGAGAACAUCACGAAAAUUGAGAGUAAGCUGACCACAGCCGAGCAAAAUCGAGAAAAGGAAAUCCAGCGUAAAUUGGAAAACAUCAAAAAGAACGAGAAGCGAGCCGAGACCGUGCGCCAGAACAAGGCGAAUCUUCUGGCUCAAGGCACUCCCUCAUCUGGUUAAAUAUUUAAAUAUCAGGAAUCGUAGUUCUAUUUUAUAUUCAUAAUCAUCCGCUUUUAUCAACCAGUCUUGGGUUUUUUGCCUCAAGAUCAAUAUCAUAUUACGAGAAGAUUAUCAAUAGUUAAGUUCUUCUCAAGUAUUGCUUUUAUUAGACUGAAAACUUUGUGAUUAUUUUAUUAUACUUCAUUUGUAUUUGUUUUUAAUGAUGUAUAUUGAAUUACUAAAUGCUCAUUGUUUAUGGAUGGAGAUCUGUUCGUUUUAUUUGAGUUUUCUGGUUUCCGCAAGUCCAGUAUAUUGUAACUGAUAUUAAGCGAAAUUUAAUGGUAAGGAUAAUUGUGUUUAAACUGACCAGCUAGCUUAGCCACCUGUGGACAAUUAUAAUAGAGCUUUAAGAUGUGUUUCGCGCACUUUUUCACAUGUAGCUAGAUAUUAAAAGAAUUGUAAAUGAAAGUCUUAUUUUUGUGUAAAAGAAUUUGGGUUCGUGUUUCCGAGUGACGAUAAUGCGUGGCGUAAUAUUUCUUAUAGAAAAGUCUCGAUGCUGACGCAUUUUAGUGCCAUUUCAUUAUUUAGGGUCCGCCACUCGGAAGCCCGAACCCACAUUAUAAAUCUAGGAGUAGGGAGUUAUUGAUUAUUUAAAAGGUACGCACGAACCUCUCGUGGGUACUUUUUAAGAUUUUCAAUAAGCGGAUGAGUAUUCGUUUAGUGUUUAUAUCACAACAACAACCGCCUAGUGCUGCCUUGUGUAUGAACGACCGGAGUGAUUGGAAAUCCAGAUUGUGCUUACUGCUGUAGUUAUUUUAGUUUAUUUUUGUUCAAGUAACGACACUGUGACUUCAAUGAAAAGCUACUUGGACAAAUUAAACGAAAAUGUCACUACUAGCUUCUGUGAUGAGUUGUUUUUUCAAAUAUAAAUUUAUAGCAAAGAAAAGAUAUUUAGCUAAAAUGUAAAACUGUAGCAUUUGUGUAGUGUUCAGCAGUCACCAAUUUAUAAUGUUUCAUACGCUUUCAACAUGUAUAAACGAAUAUUGUUUGUUCAAGUCAUUCAUAUAUCAGUUGUGGGGAAUACUUGUAUCCUGGUUAAAGCUACAUUUUAACGUGUUGGUUGUAACAUUUUUAACGUUGGUUUUUCAUUUUUAUGAUAAAUUUUGUUUUGUAAGUACUAAUGUUGCUUAAUAAAUAUUAUUAACAAUUAA